AACUGUCAUCAAUGUCACAAUAUAAAAUGGAUUUUACAGCAGCAUAACAUAAAUAACAAAAUGAGUUUCAAAAUUUCAGUUAUCCAUCCCGCUUAACCUCCUAACCUAGUAUAUCUUGAACCAUGAUCCAGCGCGACGGGUGAACUAUGAGUACUCACAGUGGUCAAUGCAUUUCAGCUAGAGCUAUUUCGGAGAUUUUGGACAAGAUUCAGAAGGAGGCGUGUACCACGGGGUGCGGGGCGCAGUCCCCCCCCCGGAUGUCACCCCACAGCUCCCCAGGGGACUCCGGGCCCGCCUCGCCCCCCUGUGAGCUUGACUCCAAAUGCGACUAUGGCGGGCCGCUCGCCUCUCUCAACCACCUCGUCUAUUUGAGCAUCGUCGUUGGCAUCGUGAUCGUGUUAUUUGUGUUCUUCCACGAGCACAUCAAGCGCGUGGGGCGCGGCGUGCGCGACGCGUGCCUGGGCUCGUGCCGCCAGCACUGCCUGCCGCCCGGCGCCGACGGCACGCAGCGACCCGCCGCCGACUGUGCGUGCGCCGCCUGCCCCUGCUACCACGUGCUCAGGAUCAAGAGAUUAUUUGGAAGUGUUCCUGCGAUACAGGUAUCGACAAGUGGAGCACAGUCACCAGCACCAGGAGUCAAAAGUCAGUACCAUGCAAAAUGUCAAGAUUCUACAGCAAAAGGUCAGACUGGUCCCUGCAAUGUAGAUGCCGAUAAGAAAAAAGAUGAUCAAAACCCAAAAACGGAUCAGAAAAAAACAGAAUCAACAGAUCAGAAGGCACCUUUAAAAAUAAAAGAAGGUCCACCGACAGAUACGAAGAAAGGUGCCCCGUGUAUUGCAACUGAUUGCAAAUUAGAUAAACCAAAAACUCCAGAUAAGACUCCUGGAGUAUCUCCUUCACCUUCAACUAAAGAUACUAAACCCAAGCCUGAAAUACUUUGUAAAAAAGAUAACAAAGAUGAAAUUCCUCAGAAACAGGAGGGGGCUUGCGAGUCUUGUGCCAAGAAAGGUGAAAUUUGCAUAAAAUCUUGUCCGCACAGUAAACAAAAUAAAUGAUUACUUAAGUUAUUCAAGUACCUACUCAUGCUACGCUAAGAUUAUGAUAUUAUUGAGUCACCAACUUGGUGACCAAUAUACGGAAAACUGGAACAAGAUCAGUUUGAAAGCCUCGAAGAAGAUGAAGAUGAUGGAUCAGAAGAAGAAAUCUCCACACAGACAGAAACAGAUUCAAAUGCUGGAGGACUUCCCGAAAACCGAAUAACAUCUCAAGAACCAAUAGUUCUUGAAGAUGUGCCUUCCCCGGAUUCCGUCGCAUCACUUGCAAAGUCCGAAGGCUUUAGUCCUGUAGACUCAAACACAUCCAGCAAUAAACUAUCUAAUCAACUAAUUAAUAAAACCUUCACAGAUUCACUUUCUCCCAAAUCUUUCAAAGAUAAUGUACAAGAAAAAGAAAAAGACCAAGAAAAUAAAGUAAAUACCAGUCCGUCAUCAUCUUAUUCAUCUUCGCAUAAAAAACCAACUGUUUUUCAACGUAAGGUAACUAAGUCGGACAAAUUUUUCAUACCAUCACCUCAAACAUCAUCCAAUGAUUUAAAAAAUAAUAAAACUGAGUCGAAAAGCCCUCCAGAAGUACUGAAAAGAGUGUCUGAUAAGAAAAGCAAUCUCUCUUCACAAAAUGCACCAGGAAAAAUCCUAGAUAAGGACAAGUCAGAUGAAGAUAAUAAGAAAAUUUCAACAAAUACUAAAGAACAGAUAAAUGGGCCGGGCGUUGGUGUGAAAUCAUCAUUUAUUCCUGUAAAGAUAAAAGAUGUGCCUGCACAAGGAACUGAUGAGUCUUCAUCUGAAAGCCGACCUUCGACGACCUCUACUGAUGAUGAAAGAGAAACUAAAAGUAUUUUACCGCCAAGUACCGAUGAGAAAGACACUAAACCAGUAACAGUAAGAAGCGCCUGCGCAACGUGCAUAAAUAAAGGAGAAGCUUGUGUGAAAGCGUGUCCCAAUAGGUAACGUCAGAUUAACUAUAUUGAUAGAACUUAAUUGAUACCUAAUUAUAUUGGAUUUGCAGAUCCUUAACCACUAGUACCUACAAACUAUUGACAAUAAUAUAUGAUUUUCAAGAAUAAAAAUG
This is a messenger RNA of Plutella xylostella (diamondback moth), 2127 nucleotides long. RefSeq lists its product as uncharacterized. NCBI's taxonomy places the organism in Eukaryota, Metazoa, Arthropoda, Insecta, Lepidoptera, Plutellidae. The record is from RefSeq and is a predicted model, not a curated record.